Messenger RNA from Annulohypoxylon truncatum, 2991 nucleotides. RefSeq lists its product as uncharacterized. The record is from RefSeq and is a predicted model, not a curated record. Gene Ontology annotation, molecular function: RNA polymerase II cis-regulatory region sequence-specific DNA binding; DNA-binding transcription factor activity, RNA polymerase II-specific. Gene Ontology annotation, cellular component: nucleus. Gene Ontology annotation, biological process: regulation of transcription by RNA polymerase II. Lineage: Eukaryota; Fungi; Ascomycota; Sordariomycetes; Xylariales; Hypoxylaceae. Bases 470 to 2464 code for a protein of 664 amino acids. The transcript is spliced from 3 exons.
GGCCUGCACCACCACACUUGACGUCCCCCAAGCACCUUUUUUUUCCUGCUCAUCCACAACCUACCAUCUCGUCUUUGCGGCUCAGUCAUGCACUUACACUGUUGACAAGGUCAACUUUCUCACCAGUGCAAUCAAGGCAAUUGUCUUUUGACAUAUCGUUUCCUUUUUUACGGAGGCGAACGAGAUAAUCUAAUCUUUCAUCCUACACGACUUUCACAUUUGUAAACCAGAAAAAAACGAAUUCCCCCAGAAGAUCAGCACCUGGACGCGGCAGGCGCGAUCAUCAACAACACCGUCAAUUUCAUUGCAGCAGCCACGUACUUCAGCCACACCAUCUAGCCUUAUUGUCAUCAAGUUCAACAAUGCGUCGUUAAUGCGCCUAGGCACCACUUGCGUCUCUUUCAGGUCUAUUUCGAUUAAUUUCCUGUAGGGACUUCAAUCGCGUCCUCCGUCGUCGUUGUCCAAACCCAUGGCGUCCGAGAAAGGUCCCGUCGCGACGGAAGCCCCGCCCUUCUCUUCGGCUACCUCUCAACCUGCCAUUCCAUCCGAUCCCGUCUCCGUCGAGACUUUGACGGCUGAGGCUGCUCGCGCGACACAGUCGCUGAAGAGGCAGCGGGAAUCCUCGCCACUCUCGCCGUCUUCAGCCCUCACAGCUGCACUCCACCGGGAAUUGUCACCAUCGAAAACGGCAAGGCUUAUCGGCGCGACAUCGAGAUACUCACCUACACCCAUGACUGGCGCUGCGGCUGUUGAAGACGAGCGGCGGAUGGAGGAGGAGCAGUAUAGGCUUGAAGUCUCGGGUGCUAGUGACAAUCCUGCAUUCAAGGCUCAAUCUGCGCUAUUGUCUGCAAGCGCUCUUGCCAUGAGUCGACCCCAAGAAACUCCUCAGGAAGCCCCCCAAGACACACCUAUGGAUGCGCCACAGGCCAUUUCUCAGGCUGUCCCUCAAGAAGCUGCUCAGGAAAUUCCUCAAAUUCCUCAUGGCCUUCCUCAGGAUGCUCACGAGGAAGAUGGCGCACAACCUGCUCCUCAUCCCGUCUCGAUUCCGCUCCCCGACGGCCAAGAUCCAGAGAACAAGCCUGAGAACGUAAGCCCCCAGAGCGCGACCAGCUUGGGCAGCUUAGGUGGUGGGCCUGGUGCUCAGGUAACGACGAGCCCAGGACCUAUGGAGAUCGACGGACGUAGUGACCGGUCUGGCUUUGGAGCACAGCCGCCGGCUCCAAUGGAGGAUAAGGGUGUCGCCUCGUUAUCGUAUCCCGGUAUACUACCACCAAACGCUAAUAUGCCUGCUCCUCCUGUUCGGGGUAUGAGCAUGCCAAUGCCUGGUAACCCACAAACACCACGCUCGCCGAACUCAAAGAAGCAUAAGUGUCCGUAUUGCGAAACGGAAUUCACCCGCCACCACAAUCUGAAGAGCCAUCUUCUGACUCAUAGUCAAGAAAAACCAUACGUCUGCCAAACGUGUUCGAUGCGUUUCCGUCGUCUACACGAUCUUAAACGUCACACCAAGCUUCAUACUGGAGAGAAACCUCAUGUAUGCCCGAAGUGCGAUCGAAAGUUUGCGCGUGGUGAUGCUUUAGCGCGACAUAGCAAGGGUCCUGGCGGUUGUGUGGGUCGGCGAAGUAGCUUGGGCAGCUUUCUUGGCGAGGAAGAAGUCGAAGGAUCAAGUCAUCUUGAGGGCGAUGAUUCCGCAAUGUCUGGUGUCAUUUACGAGGGUGGCAACGAAUCCGAAUUGACUGAAGAGGAAAGGCGACGUCUAAGUUUACCCAGCAUAAGGGCCCAGCAUGUCCAAGGAUCCACUGCAGGUCGACUGUAUCCACCUAAUAUGGAUCGUGGCUCUGGAAGCUCAAAUGCUUCCCAGACCCCCGCUACGAGCAUUUCAUCCCUUCCUGUGGGGACUGGCAACCCAGCCAUGUACGCCCAGAAUGCCAUGACUGAGAGCCCUAAACCACUCAGCCCCUCUGGCAUACAGGGCCAUGAUUCUACCAACAUUAACAGACAGCGCUCACCUAGCUUGACGGCCCAAUUUCAACAGCAACACUUCAGUCGUCACCAAUCAGAUCGACACACACCCCCAGUGCCCGGAUUUGCCGCGACCGAUGCCGCUAGAUACGCCGCCUCCGCUGGCGGUCUGCAAGGCGCUGCUCCCGCGCCGCAACCCGUACCUGGAAACUCAGGUCAGCCCGUAGCGCCGGGUCCUGAAGUUGAUCACCCGCAUGCAUCAGGUGACCAAAAUGGCGGAAGUGGCGACAGCGCAAGCAAUAACAUAUUUGCAACCGACCAAGGCAUUUGGGCCUACAUUCAUGGCCUCGAAGAGCAGGUGAGGCAGCUUAACGACCGAGUUCAAGCUAUGGAAGCAACGGGUAGAUCUCAGGAGGAAAAGAUUACGUAUCUUACCAACGAGGUGGCAACUCUUCAAAACCAAGUCGAAGUCAAGACGGACGCAGCUGAGAAGCUCGGCUGAGAGGAUGCUUCGAUGCUCCGAAACUUAUACGAAAUAAAGAACCAUGGCAUUACGACUAGGGAGGCAUGAAUUGGCGAAGGACUUAUUAUGUAUGCAUGGCGCAUAUGAGGAACCCGAUGUUGCGGAUCCGAUUCUUAUCGGUUGGCAUCGUCCGUUAAUGGAUGGAAGCUCAUCCUGAUAAGGGGGCGUUUGGGGAGUUAUCAAGUUGCCUACAAAAAGCUGGGGUAUUGUUUUGCGUCGAUUGACGAGUUCCCUUAAGGUCUUUCGUUUUGAUUCCAGUGAUAUCCUAUGGGUCUUCGGGCUUGGAGCCGGGUGGAACCCAGUAUUUGACUUCCAUACCAUCCAUACCAUCCAUCACUCGCAAGUCCGUGUACUAUAUACAAACGCAGAUAGAUGCCUCGAGGCAGGGCACAAAAGGCAAAGCCGUCGCUAAACUAAUGAAUUGAGCUGAUCAAGUUAAUUAAUGCUGAAUACUUCGACUGGAUAUAUGUCUCGUAUAGGUUUGAUCAAUUUGUAAUGAUGAUGAA